Messenger RNA from Loa loa (African eye worm), 1076 nucleotides. RefSeq names its product CK1/WORM6 protein kinase. Gene Ontology annotation, biological process: signal transduction; peptidyl-serine phosphorylation. Gene Ontology annotation, cellular component: cytoplasm; nucleus. Bases 13 to 1014 code for a protein of 333 amino acids. The record is from RefSeq and is a predicted model, not a curated record. The transcript is spliced from 7 exons. Gene Ontology annotation, molecular function: ATP binding; protein serine/threonine kinase activity. NCBI's taxonomy places the organism in Eukaryota, Metazoa, Nematoda, Chromadorea, Rhabditida, Onchocercidae.
AGUUAUUGGAAGAUGGAUUCGGUGAGUGAUAAUUCGCGCGAGGGAAGUUGUGAUAAGGACCAGAACUAUAUUACAAAUCGAUUACCUAACAAAAAUAUCCUAAUCAAAGGGAAGAAUUUUGAAUUCGCCAUCGGCCGAUUAAUUUCUCAUGGACGAUUUGGUGCGGUAUAUGAGGUUUUAAGGCGUACGGAUGGAAGACGUUUUGCGGCAAAGUUAGAAAUAUGCGACACACAUUCCCAUGGACUGAAUAUGGAUUACAUUGUCUUGCUACAAGCUUCAAAAGUCCCAUGUGAACAUAUUGCAAGCCUGAUCGAUCAGGGUAAAAUCGAAGGAUAUUUCAAAUUCAUCAUCAUGAAAAUGCUCGGUGACAAUCUACAUAAAUUGCGACGAGCAUUUGUUGAAUGUCAUUUUUCGUUAUCAACUUCACUGCGACUUGGAAUUCAGACACUAACUGCGUUGGAGGAGCUGCAUUCAAUGGGCUUUGUCCAUAGGGAUGUCAAAGCAUCAAAUUUCGCAAUAAGCGAUCCUUCUGAACCGAAGACGAAUGUGUAUAUAAUUGAUUUCGGACUUUGUCGAAUGUAUCGAAAUCCUAAGGAUGGAAUCAAACCACCUAGGAAUAAAACUUCAUUUAGAGGGACUUCACGUUAUGCGUCACUGGCAGCACAUCGAGAGGAAGAAAUAUCACCAAAAGAUGACCUUGAAUCGUGGUUCUAUAUGCUUGUCGAAAUGAUUUCUGGAGAACUUCCAUGGGGUAACAUUGAUCGAACAGACCGUAAAGAAAUACAGUGUAAGAAAGAACAAUGCCGAUCAUCGGAUGCACUUAAGACACUUCUCAAGGAUUGCCCUAAGGUUGAGUUCCGGCGUAUCCUGAAUUACAUCGAUUCUUUAACAUACCACAGUCAACCAGAUCACAAGUUUUUAACGCAAAUGCUACAACUGGCAAUGAAAAAUUACGGUGUGAAGAUGGAUGAACCAUACGACUGGGAUGAUGAGUUACAGAUACAGCUCAGUUGAAAAUAAAUUAGAAGGAUAUUGCUAUAUUUAUAUUGUAUUACGAAUACUGGCUGCUGUGAUUC